Mycotypha africana is the source of this 2383-nucleotide messenger RNA. Its product is annotated as VTC domain-containing protein. The transcript is spliced from 2 exons. Gene Ontology annotation, cellular component: fungal-type vacuole membrane; vacuolar transporter chaperone complex. The record is from RefSeq and is a predicted model, not a curated record. Bases 98 to 2335 code for a protein of 745 amino acids. Lineage: Eukaryota; Fungi; Mucoromycota; Mucoromycetes; Mucorales; Mycotyphaceae.
CUAUAAACUACUUAGCAGUGGAAGCAAAACCUCCUUGAACUGAUAAGAAUUUUAUCUUAAUCAAUAGCUAGUCUUACAGGAGAGGACAGCAUUAUAAAUGAAAUUUCGUUCAGAAUUUAACUCAAGGAUAUAUGAGCCUUGGAGAGAAUCUUAUUUACAAUAUGAUCAUCUCAACGCAGUACUUAAUGCAUACGAACCAGGUACACAAUCUCAGCAACAAUACCUGCAUUUUGCUAAUACGAUAGAAACAGAACUUAAAAAAGUUUACACAUUUGUCAACAUUCGAUUAAAUACACUCACCAGCCGUAUCGAUCAUUUUCAUGAGGUCUUGCUUGCCUAUAAACACGAUACAGCUACGCCAACUGACGCCUAUGAUUCUGUUGCUGACAGUCUAGCAGAAAUUCUUAUCGACGUGGAUGAUUUAGCAAAAUUCCAUCAGCUCAAUUUAUCAGGUUUCGAAAAACUCGUUGAAAAGCAUGAUAAAGCGACAUUGGGAAACUUUAUCCUAAAGCCAUAUUAUUUUGAAAAGCUUCUUGCCCGCCAUCCUCUAGAUAAGCAACGACUCGAUGUUCUAAUUGUCAGAAUUUCUAAUCUACAUGACAUAUGCCGAUUAUAUGGUAAUACACGAGCUGCUAGUGCUUACAGUCAAGGUGGGGAUCAGACAGCCUUUGAAAGAGCCACUCACAAAUAUUGGGUUCAUCCUGAUCAUGUCACAGAAGUUAAGGCCAUUAUUUUACUUCACUUACCGGUCCAUGUAUAUGACCAGAAGAAAAAGUACGAAUCCUCUGAUGCGGCAGUCUCUAGUGUGUAUUUUGACAAUGAGAAUUUUGAUUUGUACAACGAGCGAUUGGACAGAAGUGAUGGAGCAGAAGCUAUACGCCUCCGUUGGUAUGGUCGAAGUGACGAACAUAAUGAUAAUAUUUAUGUUGAACGCAAAACCCACCAUGCACCAUGGCUCGAUGGCAAAUCAGUAAAAGAUCGUUUUAGACUGAAAGAAAAGCAGAUAAAUGCAUUCAUUAACGGUUCAUACACUGCAACACAAUUCAAGCAAGACUUGGAGGCUAAAGGGAAACUGAAAAACGAGACGAUAGAAGAAAACUUCUUCGUAGCGAAUGGGAUACAAAAUUCGUUAGCAGUAAAAAAACUGAAGCCCAUGUGCCGUGUAUUUUACAAUCGCACUGCAUUCCAAAUUCCUGGCGAUCAACGCUUGAGAAUUAGCUUGGACUCAAACCUGACAUUUAUUCGUGAAGAUCAUUUAGAUAACAUUUACAGGAGACAAAUGGCAAAUGGGACCUUUGAUUGGAGAAGGCCUGACGUUGGUAUAGAUCAUCCCUUCCGUUCAGUCAAGGAUUCCGACAUUCUUAGGUUCCCUUACGCCAUUUUGGAAACAAAGAUACAAAGUCAUUUAGGUCAAACUGCACCUGUAUGGUUGACGGCAUUGCUAGACAGUCAUUUAAUUCAUGAAGUUCCUCGGUUUUCAAAGUAUAUUCAUGGUGCCAGUUGCUUGUUCGACGAAAAAGUGCCUCAAUUUCCUUACUGGCUGGACGAAUUAAGAAAGGAUAUUAGAAAACCUAUUAUUCCAAAUGUGGGUCUUUCUAGGUCUAAGAGUCUGCGACCUCUUUUCAACGGACGUCAUCGGAGAUCGCUUGCAUUUUCUGAUAAGCUGGAUGAAAACAGCAGGUUCUCACAAAAAGCUGAAGACGCCUUCAAUUCCUUUCAAGGAAACCCAGUACUUCCAGUCAAUCUCAGAGACCCGCAUGAACGAAAUAGGCAUCAACAAGAAUUUCAGAAUACGACAGCAGAACAUUCUCAUUUCUAUACUCAACUAUUGAAUGAUAUCAAAACUAAGAAUGCAAAGGCGCUAUUCGAACAUUUACGAAGUAUAGUUACAUACAAGAGCACUAAAACGUCCGGCACAAUAGCUCCUCCUCCAAGAAAGGGAAUGUCUGCGCUUCUCAGGAAAAUUGAUCCCAAAGCAUUCUUCGCUAACGAGCGUACAUUUCUUUCUUGGUUACAAUUCUGUGCUCUUCUACUAACUGUGUCGUUAAAGUUACUCAAUGAAGGCGAUCAUAUAUCAAGAGUUAUAGGUGCCUCGUUUAUCAUCUUUUCGUCCGCCAUUUCGUUUUAUGCAUUGUUUCGAUUUCAGAUGCGUGCAUAUCAGAUGAAAACAGGACGUACAAUUAUGGACAUGGAAGAUCUCUACGGGCCUGCUGUAUUGUGUGCUUUGUUGAUUGCAGCCUUGGCUAUCAAUUUCUACCUUCGCGCUCCAUUGAUAUUUCCUUCUUCAUCAGCCAGUGAUGCUGUGGUCAGUUCAGAAGCGGUCACAACAGAGUAAACUCAUAGGCAAUUCAUGGAUUAUUGUACAAAGAAAAGCGCGGUUUUU